Molecule: messenger RNA, 9529 nt
Organism: Xiphophorus hellerii (green swordtail)
Lineage: Eukaryota; Metazoa; Chordata; Actinopteri; Cyprinodontiformes; Poeciliidae
Gene: ncor1
Product: nuclear receptor corepressor 1
Exons: 46
Coding region: 335-7351 (2338 amino acids)
Biological process (GO): negative regulation of transcription by RNA polymerase II
Cellular component (GO): chromatin
Molecular function (GO): nuclear thyroid hormone receptor binding; transcription corepressor activity
Source: RefSeq, a predicted model, not a curated record
ACCGACAAAUGCGGCGCAGCCUUUUAGUCUGCUCAGUCGUUCACAGCCCACAACCCGCGGAUUUACAAUCAACAAUUCAAACAGAUUUCUGCACGGGCUAUCUUUCUUUCCCGUUUCUACAAACUUCAAACAUGGGUUCUUAAACUCUGACCCUAGCAACAAAAACCCAGUGUCAUCCCAGCCUCAUCAAGCUGCUGUUCCAGAGGAACCGUUUUCAUCAGAAGCUUAGAGGCAGGCUCAGCCAAACAAAACCUUGUGGUUCGUGUCUCCAAACAUGGUGUAGCCAAACUUUCCGUUUUGUGAGGCAGCAGCAGCCCGCCAGCACCAAACCAGGAUGUCCAGCAGCUCGGGCUACCCCCCCAGCCAGGGGUCAUUCAGCAGCGAGCAGAGCCGAUACCCAUCACACUCUGGUGUCCAGUACACCUUCACCGGAUCGCGCCACCAACAGGAUUUCUCCGUCCCAGACUACCGCACUCACAUGCAGGAUCCACAGGGCCGCAGACGGCUGUCCUUGCUCUCCGAGUUCCACCCCGGAGCCGAAAGGCCUCCGGAGAGACGCCAUGGUUACGACCAGCAGUUUCACUCCGUUACAGCGCAGGCAGAGCACGAGGCCCUGGAGGCCAAACGCCCUCGCAUGGAGACCGUUGCCGAGGCCCAUAUCAACCGCACCCCUCCCACUGCUGGGGGUAUUGUGCUGCCCAUGCCCUACACUGUACAGGACAGCUUAAGAGCCACUGUUGAAGUCAAAAAGGAGUCUCCGUUCACCAUCAAAGUGGAGUCACCGUCGUCGGGAGGACCUGCGCUGCACAUGGGGGAAGAGCAGGACACGUCUCCCUCCAAGCUGUCCAAGGAGGAGCUGAUUCAGAGCAUGGACCGUGUGGACAGGGAGAUUGCGAAAGUGGAACAGCAGAUUUCCAAGCUGAAGAAAAAGCAGCAACAACUCGAGGAAGAAGCAGCGAAGCCCGUAGAGCCAGAAAAGCCAGUGACCCCUCCUCCGGUGGAGCACAAGCACCGCAGCAUCGUUCAGAUCAUCUACGAUGAGAACAGGAAAAAAGCUGAGGAGGCCCAUAAAAUAUUGGAAGGUCUUGGCCCCAAGGUUGAGCUGCCUUUGUACAACCAGCCGUCAGACACAAAGGUGUACCACGACAACAUCAAAACAAACCAAGUCAUGCGGAAGAAGCUGAUUUUGUUUUUUAAGAGGAGGAACCACGCACGUAAACAAAGGGAACAGAAGAUCUGCCAGCGCUACGACCAACUGAUGGAGGCAUGGGAGAAGAAGGUGGAGCGCAUGGAGAACAACCCCAGACGUAAAGCCAAGGAGAGCAGAACACGGGAGUACUACGAACGGCAGUUCCCCGAGAUCCGCAAGCAGCGAGAGCAGCAGGAGCGCUUCCAAAGAGUUGGACAAAGAGGAACAGGUCUUUCCGCAACAAUAGCAAGGAGCGAGCAUGAGAUCUCUGAAAUCAUCGAUGGUCUCUCGGAACAGGAGAACAAUGAGAAACAAAUGAGGCAGCUGUCGGUCAUCCCUCCCAUGAUGUACGACUCGGAGCAGAGGCGGGUGAAGUUCAUCAACAUGAACGGCCUGAUGGACGACCCGAUGAAGGUGUACAAAGCUCGGCAGUUCAUGAACGUUUGGACGGAACACGAGAGGGAAAUCUUUAAGGAGAAGUUCAUACAACAUCCCAAGAAUUUUGGUUUGAUUGCCUCGUAUCUUGAAAGGAAGUGUGUCGCUGACUGUGUGCUGUUUUACUACUUGACCAAAAAGAACCAAAACUACAAGGCAUUGGUCAGGAGAAACUAUGGCAGGAGGAGAGGACGGAACCAGCAAAUAACACGUCCCUCACAAGAAGAGAAGUCGGAAGACAAGAACGAAGAGGACAAAGCUGAGAAGUCUGAGAGAAAAGAGGACGAGGAAAAGAAGGACGAGGAAGAGAAAGAUGAAAAGGAGGAUUCUCGGGAGAUUGGCAAGGACAAAGACAAGUGUGACGGUGGGGAGGACGAGGACGGAAAGGAGCAAAACACGCCGCGUGGCAGGAAGACUGCCAACAGCCAGGGCCGCCGCAAUAGAAGGAUCACCACACGCUCCAUGGCCAAUGAGGCUGCGUCCGUCGCAGCCGAGGACACGCCUCCUCCCACCUCUGAGCCCGCCCUGCCAGAUCCUCCACAGCUCCCUAAAUCUGAUCAAGCGCAGAAGGGAAUGAAGGAGCCCGCAAAAUCCCUCACUCCGGUAGCAGCAGAUGCUAAUAAAGCUGGCGCUGGUGAAAGCGGAGAAACUUCUCGCUGGACCGAGGAGGAGAUGGAGGUUGCCAAAAAAGGGCUCGUUGAACAUGGCAGAAACUGGACAGCCAUCGCCAAAAUGGUGGGCACCAAAAGCGAGGCGCAGUGCAAGAACUUCUAUUUCAAUUACAAGAGGCGCCACAACCUGGACAACCUGCUCCAGCAGCACAAGAAGGAUACUCGCAGAGCUCGCGCUGAUACGUCUCAAGGGGAAGGCCAAGCCACGGCAUCACCUGAUGAUGACGAGGACAAUGCAGAUGACAGUGAAGUUGGUGAUAACAGCUCUGAUACAGAGAGCGCACCUUCACCCUCUCAGCCCGACUCCUCAAAAUCAGUCGACUCAAAGAGACCUGAGAGCACGGCAGGCGAAGCUCCAGGUGCAGACCAGGACAAAGGUCAAGCCAGCAAUGGAAAGUCUGUAGAGCCUUCAUACGGGGAGCUUCGCGUCAAGGAAGAGAAGAGCCCAGAGAGCGAGAGUGGAUCCCAGGAAGAAAAAGUCAAGCUUUCUUCCUUCCAUGGCCCCGUGCAUCCCAAAACCGAACCUCAGGAUGUGGACAUGAAGACCGGGGAGGUUCAAGUCAAGGUGGAGCCCGAGAUCAAGGAGAAGGGCGAAAAGGGAGAGCCGGGCGAACGGCAGAGGGAGCUCCACUCGGACAAUGACUCGAGCGCCACCUGCAGUGCUGAUGAAGACGUGGAGGCCGAGCCUGAUCGGCAGAGAAUAUACCCCAUGGAAAAACCAUCGUUGCUCAGCCCUCCGGGGACGGUGUUCAUGCCCUCGCCCAAGCAAACCCAGCUCAACAUCCAGCAGCUGCAGCACAGGGCAGCUGCCAUCCCUCCUAUGGUGCCUGGUUCUUACGGUCCUGGCGGCAUUCCCAUCAGCGGUUUAACCAUGCUGCAGCACCAGAUCAAAGCAGCGCAUGAUUCGGCUCACCAGGAGGAGAAGCAGCGGCAGGAUCAGGGCGACCUGGAGCGGAGACCCCACUUCAACACUCGCAGCCCUUCUGUGCUGGACAGAGACGUUCUCCACCCCAACCCCACCCAGCUGGUCCAGAGCAUGAACGACGGAGUCCGUCUGCCGUUCAACAGGCACAGUCGACCUCCCAACAUUCCUUCUCCUCCUCCGCUCAUUCCAACUAACAAGCCCACAGACAAGCCCUCCUUCAUCCAGGGCGGCUCCAUCUCCCAGGGAACUCCUGGCACAUAUUUGCCCUCUCAUGCCAUCUACGGGCCAGAGGGGACGAAGAGCUCUGGAGGAUCCAUCUCUCUGGGGCUGCCACGGCAGAUGGACCCCAACAAGCCCGCAGGAGCUGUGGUGUCCUCCAUCCAGGACGGCAGAGGCAACCCGGCAAAGGUUGGUGAAGGCCUGGCUUUCAGAGGAUCCAUCACUCAGGGCACUCCAGCUCUGUCCCAGCCUAGCAUAGCUGCUGACCUCCUGAAGGGCACAAUCACAAAGCUGGCUACAGAGGACCUGGGCAGCCCAGAUAAAGCCCGGGGGGAGCAGCUAGCUAAAGUCAUUUAUGAAGGCAAAAGUGGCCACAUCCUCUCCUAUGAUGGUUUAAAGAAUCCCAGGGAAAACACCAGAAGCCCCAGAACAGGGCAUGACAUGAAACGCACCCAUGACAUGAUGGAGAGUCCCAUGGGAAGAGCACACCAUGGCAGGGAGGGCGCUCCAUUCGAGGGUCUGAUCAGUAGGGCUUUACCUAGAGAAGGGCAUCCUGGCGACUCCAAGGAAAGAGCGCUGAUCCCUGGAUCCAUUAUGCAAGGGACACCGAGAACUACCGCUGACGUGUAUGAGGAUGCGGUGAAAUACGGGAAGCUGAUAAAAACAGAAAGCCCGCCUAUCCGAACAUUCGAAGAGGCCAUCGGCAAAGGCAAGCCCUACGAAGGAGUUAACACCAUCAAAGAGAGGGGGCGCUCCAUUCACGAAAUCCCCAGACAGGACCAACCUGGACAGGACAUGUGCAAGACUCCUGACCUGCCGGACAGGAGGGUGAUAGAGGGAUCCAUGUCUCAGAGUUACUCCAUGGGCCAGCCAACCAUCAAACACAACGUCAAGUCCCUCAUCACCAGCCCCAGCAAGCUUCCCCACAGCAUGCCCCAGCUGGAGGCCAUGGAGCGACCCAAGUACGAGGAGAGCAAGGCGGUGCGGCACUCUGUGGUCAACAGCACGGCCUCCGUCCUGCGCUCCACUCACCAGGAGGCCGGGAAAUCCCAGCACAGCCCCAGCAUGUAUGAGGACGCCAGUGCUCGCAGGACCCCCGUCAACUACAGCACCAAUCCCGUCUCCAGAGGAUCCCCCAUGCUGGGACGGGGCUCAGAGGGGGGCAUGAGUUCUGCCAAAUCCGCCGCACAUGACAGAAAGAGUGCCAUGACCCCAACGCAGAGGGACAGCAUCCCAUCCAAAUCGCCUGUGUCGGUGGGCGACCCCGUGGCCUCCCACAGCCCGUUCGACCCCCACCACCGGCCUUUGGUUCCCGGAGAGGUGUAUCAGACCCACCUGCCCCCACACCUGGAUCCCACCCUGGCCUUCCGCCACAGAGGCCUCGAUCCUGCGUUCAUGUUUCCCCGGCAACCCUCACCAACCGGCUACCACAACACCUACCAGCUGUAUACCAUGGAGAACACUCGGCAGACCAUCCUCAACGAUUACAUCACGUCGCAGCAGAUGCAAGUUAUCCCUCGGCCCGACAUGGCCAGAGGGCUGUCGCCGCGGGAACAACCCGUCGCCAUCCCGUACCCGCCGCCUCCUCGAGGGAUUAUUGAUCUAACCCAGAUGCCUCCAACUAUCCUGUUGCCUCACCCUGGGGGAACAGGUACUCCCACUUUGGAACGCGCCUACCUCUCUGGAGCUCAGCCCCCUUUCCCUCCUAGGCCUUUCAACUCAACUUCCAUAUCGCCAGGCCAUCCAGUCCACCUUGCUGCUAAUGCAGAGAGGGAGAGGGAGCAGCAGGAGAAGGAAAGGGAAAAGGAAAGGGAGCAACAGAGGGAGAGGGAACGGGAGAUCAGAGAGCGGGAGCGCACUAAUGAAUACAUGCGUGGAGGCGCCCUGGAGCAGCCGGGCCGGCCAGGGAGCCGAGGUUAUCUGCAUUCCCCUUCUCCGUCGCUCCGGACCCAGGAUGUGGUCGUUCAGCAGCGGCCGAGCAUCUUCCAGGGAAAAAGUGUCAUCACCUCACUAAUACCCCACCCGCCUGUGGUUACAUCAGCGUCCCAGAGCAGCUCACGCUACAGCACAGCGGCCGACGCUCUGGCUGCGCUGGUGGACGCCGCGGCCUUAGUGGACGUCACCAAGGUCAAGGAGAGCAAACACGAGCGGGACGAUGAAAUGUCUUCAUCGGCCGCGUCGCGGCGGGGGCCGAUCCUCUCGGAGCAGCAGCAGGAAGCAGACAGGCGGUCGUUGCACUCGCCGUAUAACGCCAUGUCUCUGCCGGGCGGAAAGCCGCAUCCGGCUUACGCCGAGGGCGUCGGGGGGAAGGAGAAGGGUCCUCAGACAAAGUCCCGCAUCGAAGAGGAGCUUCGGACUCACGGAAAGACGACUAUCACCGCCGCCAACUUCAUCGACGUCAUCAUAACACGGCAGAUAGCUUCAGACAAAGAGUCGCGGGAACGAGGCUCUCAGAGCUCCGACUCUUCAAGCAGCUUGUCAUCUAGUCGGUAUGAUAACACUGCUGGAGGAGCCAUUGAGGUUAUAAGUCCUGCUAAUUCCCCAGUCCAGCCCCAGCAGGACAAAGCAGAAGACGGACAACAACAAGCAGCAGUUGCCAUGCGGACCUACGACAUGGGCCGGUACCGAUCGUCUGCAGAGCCGCCGCAGCCCCCCUCCUCCCAGGCAGACAGCUACUCACAGGUCCCCAAAACCCACAGAGUCAUGACCUUGGCAGACCAUAUUUCGCAUAUAAUUACCCAAGACUUCGCCAGGAAUCAAGACCCCCCUGUCUCUUCGUCAGCACCCACCACAUUCCAGAGCUCCAUCCCACCGGUGUCCUCUUCGGGUCGGGUCAAAGCCCCGAGCCGCUACAGUCCUGAGAACCAGCCUCCACACCACCAGAGACCCUCCAGUCGGGUUUCUCCAGAGAACGCCCCUGACAAAUCCAGGGCCAGACCCGGCAAGUCUCCGGACCGAGGAGGCAGGCAGAUGGAGAACUAUGAACCCAUCUCUCCCCCACAGGGGUACCAAGGCAUGGACAAGCAGGAGGCGGGUGGGCCUCCGCCCCAAAGGCGAGACACUGACAACUCUGAGAUCAGUUUCGUUGCCUCAGCUGCUCUCUUCCCGCCUCCAUGCUGUUCUAGGAGCGACUCACGGUCCCCAGGGAGUGUCAGCUACCUGCCUGCUUUCUUCACCAAACUGGAGAGCACUUCGCCCAUGGUUAAAUCCAAGAAGCAGGAAAUCUUUCGUAAGUUGAACUCCACCUCUGGUGUUGGGGAUUCUGACGUUGGAAAUGCUCAGCCUGGGACAGAGAUUUUCAACCUGCCUGCUGUUACCAGCUCCAGCAGCAUCAACCUAAGGAAUCAGUCGUUCAACGACCCGGCCAGUAACUUGGGCCUGGAGGACAUCAUCCGCAAGGCUUUAAUGGGCAACUUGGAAGAGAGGCAGGAGGAGCACCAGGGAGGAGGAGGAGGAGCUGUUGUCAUGAACAACGCAUCCGGCACGGGCGGCGAUACCCGACAGGAGGCCAGCCUGUCUCCCAGUAUGGGGAAACAGAAGCAGGGCAAAGCAAACAGCCGGAAGUCCAAGUCACCUAACCUGGGUCAGGCCUACCCAGGAGGGGAGCGUCCGUCGUCAGUCCACUCUGACGGGGAAUACCACAGACAAACCCAAGCACAGUGGACCUGGGAGGAGCGACCCCCGUCCACAGGUCCGAUGCCGUUUCCUUACAACCCACUGACCCUGAUGAGCACACCCCCCACGUCCAUGGCCUCAGCCUCGAUACAGAGCCAGCAGCAGCAGCAGCAGCAGCAGCAGCAGCAGCAGCAGCAGCAGCAGCAGCAGCAGCCGCCCCCAGCCAGGGGGCAGCAGCGAGUGUGGCAGUCUCUGCUGUCAGAGCAGUAUGAGACCCUGUCUGACAGCGACGACUGAACCCGAUACCCGCCGGCGUCCCGGUUACCAGGGAAACGGCCUAUGCUUCAGGCGGAUCUGUCCACACCCGUCUCCCAGAACUAACCUCACUCUUUUUGCGAGUGAGGAGCGGAUGAGGUGGUGUCAUGUUUUUUUGGGGUUUUUUUCUUCUUCUUUUUUUUCUUUGUUGUUUUUGGUGCUAUGGCGCCCCCUGGCGGUCAGCUUGGAGCAGCAAGCAACAGGCAGGGUUCUCCAGAAGAAGACUCAGUAUUUGCUCCAGGAGCGCUCACCGAGCCUGUUGGGAGACGUACACACCAACAUGGAGGACGACAAACGGCACCAGUCGAGCUGAAGAAGUUCCUUCAUGUGUAAAAAAAGAAACAUAAGAAGCUAUUUCUGAAUUUUUUGUCUGAUUCUGUAAAGAUACACCCUGUCUUUAAGAAAAUUUGUAUGUACAUAGAGUAACCUUUUUGCAGUGUUUUUCUUAACUUGUUUCUUAUUUUAACGUCGCUUUUAACUUGAUCCACUUUAAUUGGGAAGAGGUGUGGUGUAAUCUUUAAUAACGCACUUGUUCUCCCAGACUCCACGCCACCAACCUGAAACUUUAUUAUUAUUAUUAUUUUUUUUUACCAUGGCUUUGCUAAGAGAGACCGGACCUGUUGUUAAAACUUGACCCCUCUGCGGAUCACAGAUUGUGCCGCCGUCAACCAAGCACCACCAGAGCCUGAACCGGUGUGGACAAAAACAAAAACAAAAAAUGAAGCGUCGAAAUCCGAAGUCAGUCUUCGUCACACAGUGGAGCUGAUGCGUGGAUCGUAAAUAGACAGUAGAGACAACUUCUCACCCAGUUGGAACAGAGAAACAUCACAACAAGUUGAGAUCACUGGCAUCAGAGCCGAAAGGUGAAAAGUCGGAAAUAAGCUUGCUGGAAAUGAUAAUCGUUAUGACUACUCCUGGACCCUGUCUGAAUGAUGAAAGUGAGCCAAUGAGUUUAUUUUUUCUUUUUCUUUCAAUAGAGCUGACAACUCAGUGUGUUGCAUCCCUGCAGUUUCUCUUUCCAAGCUGUCCAGAAUAACGUCUUGUCAAAAAGGAAAAAACUAACAAAAAAAAAAAAAUGUCAGUGUCAGGACAUGUGAUUUCUUUUCAGCUUUCUUUUCUGAGGGAUAAUUUUGCCACGCCUUGUGAGUUAAGAGAGAAGGCAGCUUUAAAAACGAUUUUCUCAGAGAUAUAUGUUGGUGUCAUUUGUAUUUGUUUCUGCAGUCCCUCUUUUUUUCUUCUUCUUCUUUAUUUCCUGUCCUGACAACAAUCUGAGCUCUGUAAAACUGUCUUCUCAUUACACGAAACGCAGAAACUAACCAAACGUAAAGAAUGCUCUGCACCAUUGUUGCACUUUUUGUUUGCUUUGUGGCUUCAGACAACAGAAAGCAUACUACCUGCUGUGUAACUUAAUCAACCUCCAGCCUAGGACUAUACUAAGAUGUGCUUUAACUUUUUCCCCGCCACUCAAUUAAAAUCUGGAUGUUUGAACUUCCUUUCUUUCCUCACUGCUGGUACAUAAUAUAUUUUGGUGUUAACACCUGCAUCAGUUGCUGUUUUUAAGUGCAUGGUACCGUUAAAUGUCUAGGAGUUUGCUGUCAAAGUGAUUCAGAAUCUUGAUAACUUAAUAUCUGCUUUCAUUGUGUCCGUCAACAGAUGGCUCUGGAGACGACUCCUAUUACAUCGACGUCAUAAACGGCAGUAACUCUGUUCACAUUUUCUUUAUGUAACAAUGCCAUAUUCUAGCUGUCUCUCUGCUCAAGUUGGGAAACCCAUUUUGCUUGAAACUUGAUAUUUCUCACCGUUUUUCAUUUCACUUUUGUUUUCCAUCCUGCUUUUUAGGGAUGUUGUGUGUUUACGGACGCAAUGACAAAAAAAGUUUACAAACUUGAAUCUUAAAUCCGACAUGAAGCCGUAAAAAGAAAAUAAAUUAGUGCGUCUCAGUUUUUUGUUUUGUUUUUUUGGUUGGUUUCUUUUUUCCAGCUCUCUUUCAAAUACACAGUGGUGACUCUUUUUGUCUAUUGGAAAUUGAGACUUGAAACCCCAUGUAUCCUAUGAUGUUAAAAUGCAAUAUUUGUAUCGCACAAUGUCUCUUAGUAGGCUAUUACAAGAGUUCAGACCAAUCGAAUAAAGUGGAUCAGUCCUCCACCACUGACAGAUUUG